AUGCAGUCACUUGUGAGACACGGCGGAUGUUCGUCCAGUCCCCAAACGGGCAAACAAAAUGUGGACGCGCUCUGGCGAUACAUCUUGGCAAGCCUAAUUGUAAACGCUGUUGGCAUCUGUCGUUGCGACCUCUCAAGGUCCAAUCCGCUGGAAGCCUGCCACACCAAAAGGUUAAUCCCCAAGGCUGAGAAAGCAAAGGAAAUCAAAGCCUCGUCAUCGCCAAGAGCAAUAUUUUGUGAUGCUCUCGCACGGCAUCCUGAGGUUUCAGCAUGCGCCUUGCUGAGUCUGCUGGGCUCAUCGUUUGCCGUGUUUGUUCUACAAAGGAUUGUGGUGUUUCUGCUCACUACGUAUCUUUUCGCAUCAAAGCCAAUUGGUGUGGCUAUUUCACAACAACAACAACAACAACAACAACAACAACAACAACAACAACAACAACAACAACAACAACAACAACAACAACAACAACAACAACAACAACAACAACAACAACAACAACAAAUCGUUAAACCACAGCCGUUUUUAAUACUUGAUCAGAGAGAUAGUGAUCCAGACAAGCAGAGAAGAAAGCUUAGGGUGAGAUUUGGCAAAAACAACCAGGCCCGAGACCUACUCGUGGGAGUCGUGGCGGACCCUGCAAAAGAAAUUCUUCGACGUGUUCAUGCAAUAUUGUGGGAGCCCCGUGCCACGAUCGGCUAA
Messenger RNA from Pyricularia oryzae 70-15, 696 nucleotides. RefSeq lists its product as uncharacterized. Gene Ontology annotation, molecular function: transcription cis-regulatory region binding. Gene Ontology annotation, cellular component: nucleus. The record is from RefSeq and is a predicted model, not a curated record. Gene Ontology annotation, biological process: regulation of transcription by RNA polymerase II. Lineage: Eukaryota; Fungi; Ascomycota; Sordariomycetes; Magnaporthales; Pyriculariaceae. The transcript has 4 exons. The coding region runs from base 1 to 696 and encodes 231 amino acids.